This is a messenger RNA of Diprion similis, 827 nucleotides long. Its product is annotated as transmembrane protein 186. The record is from RefSeq and is a predicted model, not a curated record. Bases 198 to 797 code for a protein of 199 amino acids. The transcript has 2 exons. Gene Ontology annotation, cellular component: mitochondrion. Lineage: Eukaryota; Metazoa; Arthropoda; Insecta; Hymenoptera; Diprionidae.
AAAAUAUAAAUCCUCGGUCUUCGCCUGAAGGAAAAAGAAUCUAACCUAACAUAACCUAAACAGCCAGGUCGAAUAGAUCAUCACAGGAGAAAAUGUAUCAAUGAUAAUAAUGAUACGUUUGACUGCAUCUGCUAAGCCGGAAUUGCAAAAUAAAUGAGUGAAAAAAUCGAACGUUGACAAUUAAAAAAUUACUAAAAAUGAUUUUCAUUCUGAGACUGGGUGCAUGUAAUAAAUUGAGGAGCGUGACUUCUUGUAUAGAUAAAAUCAAUCAACCCAUACGUUUUCAGUCAAAUGCAGUGACUCGUUAUGUCGAUUAUCACUUGAUUUACAAGUACCCGUUGAUACGUGCUGCCAGUAUUGUCAACAGGCUAAAGUUGUAUCAAACCAUUGCAACCGGUACCGGUAUAUCCGGAGCAGUGGUUCUUGCCAUAUCAGAUGUCAUCAGUACAGAGACUGCAGUUUUGUUUGCAGGAACUGGAUUGUCGUGGUGUUUGGCAUUCUUUACGAUUGGUUUCCUCGGUCAAAAUCGAAUCGGAAUGAUAUACUUGAUGGACGAUCAAAAAACUGUGAAAGUUUCAUACGCAAAUAUUUGGGGAACCAGAGUCGACGUUGACAUGGAUAUAAAUGAUAUCUGGCCUCUGAGUGAGACGUCAACCAAUCCCAUCCUGCCUUAUUACAGCUUGCAACGUUACUCUACGAAGGAUACUCUCAAAUUCAAUUUGAAAUAUGCAAUUAUUGAAGAUCCCGCUAAAUUUAAACUAAUAUUUGGCGAGCAUGUUCUGACAAAAAGAGUUUAAAUUAAAAAUAGGUAUUCCUAGGCAAUAAAA